Messenger RNA from Sorex araneus (European shrew), 1481 nucleotides. RefSeq names its product glucosaminyl (N-acetyl) transferase 2 (I blood group) (gene GCNT2). Gene Ontology annotation, molecular function: acetylglucosaminyltransferase activity. The record is from RefSeq and is a predicted model, not a curated record. The transcript is spliced from 3 exons. Gene Ontology annotation, biological process: transforming growth factor beta receptor signaling pathway. NCBI's taxonomy places the organism in Eukaryota, Metazoa, Chordata, Mammalia, Eulipotyphla, Soricidae. The coding region runs from base 266 to 1474 and encodes 402 amino acids. Gene Ontology annotation, cellular component: membrane.
GGUGAGCAGGCGGCGGGCGGCGCCCGGGAAAGCAGCGCCCGGGGCAGGGGAGCGGCCGACGUAACGGCGGCUCCGCCACUGGCGUCUCGUAUGCAAAUAGGGCCGGGCCGGGCCGGGGCCGGGGCGCGGCGCCCGCUCAGUCGCUCCCAGGCGGGGGAGCAGCCGCGGCCACCGCAGCCCCAGGGCGCAGGGAGGAGCAGCCGCCCGCCCGGGAUGGGCCUGCUGCCCGCCCGCUCAGGCACCGCGGGGCUCGGCCGGGGGGAGGAUGAACUUCUGGAGGAGCUACUUUCUGGGCUUCUCCCUGCUCAGCGGGGUCCUGCUGCUGGCGCUGUACAGCGGCCGCCUGAGCCCGCCCAAGACCUACCGGCGGCUCAAUGAGUCCGGCCCGGGGUCCUCCCGGGAGCUGGCCUGCCACCGCGCCCUGGCCGGCCAGCCCGUGUUCUCCUGGGGCUGGACAGCGGCCUCGCCCCCGAGCAGCGACUCCUGUGAGGACUACCUGGCCCGCGGGCACUACAUCACGGCCCCGCUGUCCCCGGAGGAGGCCGCCUUCCCGCUGGCCUACGUCAUGGUCAUCCACAAGGACUUCGGCACCUUCGAGCGGCUCUUCCGCGCCGUGUACAUGCCGCAGAACGUCUACUGCGUGCACGUGGACGAGAAGGCGGCCCCCGCGUACAAGGCGGCCGUGGCCCGCCUGCUGCGCUGCUUCCCCAACGCCUUCCUGGCCUCGCGCGCCGAGUCGGUCGUGUACGGCGGCUACUCGCGGCUGCAGGCCGACGUCAACUGCCUGCGGGACCUGGCGGGCUCGGCCGUGCGCUGGCGGUACGUGCUCAACACCUGCGGCCAGGACUUCCCGCUGAAGACCAACCUGGAGAUCGUGCGGCACCUGAAGGCCUUUCGCGGCCGCAACAUCACCCCCGGGGUGCUGCCGCCCGCCCACGCCGUGGGCAGGACCAAGUUCGUGCACCAGGAGCUCCGGGGCCGAGCGGGGUCCUCCGUGAGAAGGACGGACACGCUCAAGGCCCCGCCCCCCCACGGCAUGACCAUCUACUUCGGCACGGCCUACGUGGCCCUGACUCGCGGCUUCGUGGACUUCGUGCUCCACGACCCGCGGGCUGUGGACCUGCUGCAGUGGUCCCGGGACACGUACAGCCCCGACGAGCACUUCUGGGUGACGCUCAACCGCAUUCCCGGUGUGCCUGGCGCCAUGCCCAACGCCUCCUGGGCGGGCAACCUCAGGGCCAUCAAGUGGAAUGACAUGGAGGAUCAGCACGGGGGCUGCCACGGCCACUACGUGCACGGCAUCUGCAUCUACGGCCCCGGCGACCUGCCGUGGCUGAUGAACUCCCAGAGCCUGUUCGCCAACAAGUUCGAGCUGUCCACCUACCCGCUGACCCUGGAGUGCCUGGAGCUGCAGCUCCGCCAGCGCGCCCUGAACCAGAGCGAGGUCCCGCUGCAGCCCAGCUGGGCCUUCUGAGGCCGCC